This is a messenger RNA of Vitis vinifera (wine grape), 1840 nucleotides long. Its product is annotated as U-box domain-containing protein 21. NCBI's taxonomy places the organism in Eukaryota, Viridiplantae, Streptophyta, Magnoliopsida, Vitales, Vitaceae. Gene Ontology annotation, molecular function: ubiquitin protein ligase activity. Bases 330 to 1658 code for a protein of 442 amino acids. The transcript has a single exon. Gene Ontology annotation, biological process: protein ubiquitination. The record is from RefSeq and is a predicted model, not a curated record.
UCAUAAAACUCAUUCCGUUCAGCUUACCAUUUCAAACUUUCAACGGUCAAUAUUCAAAAAACCCUCUCCCCACCCUCUUACUAUGUCCAUGGUUUGAACGGUUUCCUUUUCCCUUUUAUAUUUCAAAUUUUUUUCCCGAGUUUUGAAGGUUGAACGCGUGAAAAGCACAGCUGUACGUGUAUGUUUGCGUGUGUAUAUAUAUAUCUGUGGAUGCCCUCCUAAGAUUAUCAUCAGUUUAUUCAAUUGUUGAACGCAAACCCAACACCACAACUUGUAGAUUUCCUUCGUUUCCGAACUAAUUACCUAAAUUUUCAUACGGGUUAUUGGCAAUGAUUUCUUCUUGGAGAAGGCGGAGAGCUGGGCGGAGAGCAGCCAAGCUGCAGCAACACGCAGAAGAUGAUAUUGGAAGCAUGGAAUUGACUACUCCUAAUCAUUUUCGGUGUCCGAUAUCUCUGGACUUGAUGAAAGAUCCGGUUACAUUGUCCACAGGGAUCACAUAUGAUCGUGAGAGCAUCGAGAUGUGGAUUGAAGCCGGAAACCGGACUUGCCCCAUUACCAACCAGGUGUUGAGGAGUCUGGAGCCGAUACCCAAUCACACAAUUCGGAAGAUGAUACAGGAUUGGUGUGUCGAGAACCGGUCUUUUGGGAUUGAGAGGAUCCCAACGCCUCGAAUUCCUUUGAGUUCUGUCGAGGUUACAGAUAUGCUUUCCAAGUUUAAGAUGGCUUAUCGGCGAGAGGAUGAAGCUGGGUGCCGGGAGUUGGUGGCAAAGAUGAAGUCAAAGGGGAAGGAAAGCGAGCGCAACAAGCGAUGCAUUGUUAUCAAUGGGGCUGCUGGUGUUUUAUCAGCUGCAUUUGAAGCAUUCUCGAGUGCCUCUUUCGAUAAGUAUGUUGCAGUCUUGGAGGAUAUCUUGGCGGCUCUCACUUGGAUGUCUCCUCUUGAUGGAGAAGCCAAAUCUUACCUUAGCUCAGCCGCGUCUUUGAAUUGUUUGGUAUGGCUUUUGAAGUCUGGAGAUUUGUCAGCAAGAGGAAACGCUGUUUCGACAUUGAAAGAGCUACUUUCUUCAGAUAAACGAAAGGUGUAUGCUUUGUCUGAGAUAGAAGGAGCGAAAGAAGCGUUGGUGAAGCUCGUCAAAGAGCCCAUUUGCCCUACUGCAACAAAAACUUCAUUGGUGGUCAUCUUCCAUAUGGUUUCAUCAUCUCCUUCAAAUGAAGAUACCAAAGUAAGGUUUGUCGAGAUGGGGUUAGUGGAGCUGCUCCUAGAACUACUGGUGGACUCUGAGAAAAGCGUAUGCGAGAAGGCAUUGGGUGUUCUUGAUGGCAUUUGCGGCUGCGAGGAAGGGAGGGAAAAGGCCUACGGCCAUGCUCUAACCAUGCCUGUUCUGGUUAAGAAGUUAUUGCGCGUUUCUGAUUUGGCUACCGAGUUCUCAGUUUCCAUCCUUUGGAAGCUCAGCAAAAAUGAGAAGAGGGAAGAUGGAAGCGUCCUUGUUGAAGCUCUUCAAGUGGGUGCUUUUCAGAAGCUCUUGUUGCUCUUACAGGUUGGAUGCUCUGACCGAACAAAGGAGAAGGCGACUGAGUUGUUGAAAUUGUUGAACAUUCAUAGGGAGAGGUUGGAGUGCAUUGACUCGAUGGAUUUCAAGGAUCUCAAAAGGCCUUUUUGAUCAAUCCAAUACCCAAAAUCAGUAGUUUUAGAGAGAAGUUUAAAGGGUAUUUCUCAUGAUUUACAGUUCAAUGUACAAAAUACGAAACAUACUUAGGAUAAAUGCCAUUGAAAUUCUUACAAAUAAUUCUCUGCAAGAAGGCCCAAAGGUCUAUUAUGUGAUUUCGAAGUUCUCUUGGUUUG